Messenger RNA from Sardina pilchardus (European sardine), 5461 nucleotides. RefSeq names its product cohesin subunit SA-2. The transcript is spliced from 32 exons. Gene Ontology annotation, cellular component: chromatin; nucleus; cohesin complex. Gene Ontology annotation, biological process: sister chromatid cohesion. Lineage: Eukaryota; Metazoa; Chordata; Actinopteri; Clupeiformes; Clupeidae. The coding region runs from base 162 to 3749 and encodes 1195 amino acids. The record is from RefSeq and is a predicted model, not a curated record. Gene Ontology annotation, molecular function: chromatin binding.
CCGCUUUUGUUCUUGCGAGCAUAUGCCGCGGGAUGGCGCACUGAAGCCGUAUGUGUCAGGAUUCCCUUAAACCUCGUAUACUCUUCUCUGCAUGUUUUCUCUACACGAUAAUUUUAUACAUAAUAUACUCAACAGCUACCUGGAAAAUGAUCUGAAAAGAGAUGAUAGCUGAGCCAACGUUAAUCAACAAACCAUCGGUUCAAAACGAGAACGAAAUUGUGGAUCAUAAUUGUUCUGGGGCUGCGAACCGUGCCAGUGGAGGGAGAAAUGAGAACAGACAGAAGACCGUGAGAGGGAAAAGGAAGGCCCGAGAGGGGGUGGAGAAUGCCAAACGCAAGCACUCCAGAACCAGCAAUGGAGGCCUGGGCAGAGCAGAGAACGGGCGCCCCAGCAAGAGGGACACGGAGUCGGUCACCCUGUUUGAAGUGGUCACCAUGGGCCGAGGGGCCAUCCAGGCCGUGGUGGAUGACUGGAUCGAGGCCUAUGUGAUGGACAGAGACACCGCUCUCCUGGACCUCAUCAGCUUCUUCAUCCAGUGCUCAGGGUGCAAAGGGUUGGUCACAGCAGAGAUGUUUCAGAGCAGAGACAUUGAUGUCAUGAGCAAAAUGGUGGAGGAUCUUGAUGAAGGUUCGGGAUUGCAGUACAAGAGGUUCAUGGCUUUCCCCUGGAUCCUCACUGUCACUUGGCCCAUGGACGUGGACUCUGGUGAGUAUCCUCUCAUCAUCACCACUCAGUACUGGAAGCGCUUCCGCUCGCAGUUCUGUGAGUUUGUGUCGGUGCUGGUGACACGCUGUCAGAACUGCAUCAUCUUCGACGGCUACCUGAUGAGCACUCUGAUCUCGCUGCUGACCGAGCUCUCCGACUCGAGGCUGCGUGCCUUCAGGCACACCUGCACGCUGGCAGCGGUGAAGCUGCUCAGUGCGCUGGUGAGCCUGAGCGUGAACGUGGACAACAGCCAGAAGCUGCUGGAGGUGGAGAGGUCCAAGUACCCCGGCCGCCAUGCCUCGCCCCGCCUGGAGCGCAUCCAGAGGAAGGUGCUGGAGCUGCAGGAGAGGAAGCUGGAACUGGAGAACAUGAUGGAUGCCAUCUUUAAGGGGGUCUUCCUCAAGCGCUACAGGGACGUGGUAGCCGAGAUCAGGGCCAUCUGUAUGGAGGAGCUGACGGUGUGGAUGCGCCUGUACGCCAGCGUGUUCCUGAAUGACAGCUACCUGAAGUACGUCGGCUGGAUGCUGCACGACAAGCAACCAGACGUGCGCCUGAAGUGUGCUCUGGGACUGCAGGGACUGUACCUGGAAGAAAACCUCAGCCUCAAAAUGGACCUCUUCACCAUUCGCUUCAAGGAGAGGAUGCUCUCCAUGGUGCUGGAUAAAGAUCACGAGGUGGCCAUGCAGGCUAUGAAGCUACUGAUGUCUGUCUCUAAGUACUGUGACGACGCCUUCUCUCAGGAUGACUUCAAGCACAUGUUCCAGUUCGUCUACUCCUCCAACCGGCCUCUGGCGGCCGCCGCGGGAGAAAUCCUCUACUGCAGACUGCUUGCUGAGCCUGACGUGGCGAACAGGGAGGGGGCCACAGAGGCGGAGCGGCACCGAGACCUGGCGCUGGCCAGAGUGCGCGCCCUGAUGCACUUCUCAGAGGACAGCGAGCUGCAUGAGCACGUGGUGUACCUGGUGGACAGCCUGUGGGAGUGUGGAGGGGCCGUGCUCAGGGACUGGGCCUCACUCACCUCGCUGCUCCUGCAGCCUUCGCCAUCCUCCUCCUCUUCCUCCUCCUCACCUCCAGCCCAGGAGCAAGUUGUGAGCCCUGCUGAGCUGCGCUUUGUGCUCGAGGUCCUGUUGGCAUCGGUCAGACAGGCGGCAGAGGGACCUCCACUGACGGGCAGAGCCACAGGCAAAAAGGUUAUCGGUGCUAAAGACAAGAAGAGUCAGCAGGAUGAGUGUGUCGGCCUCACGGCUCACCUGCUGAGGGUGCUGCCUCAGCUGCUAUGUAAAUACUCAGAGGAUGUGCAGAUGAUGACGUCGCUACUCAAAAUACCUCAGUACUUCCAGGUGGUCACGUCAGGAGAGGAACACAGCGAGGCUGUGCAGGGCCUGCUGGCUCGGAUGGAGGCUGCUGUGAGCGGGCACACUGACCAGGCUCUGCUGGAGGCCGCUGCCCGCUCCUACCUGGCACUCCGCUCCGACGAGUCCCCCUGGCACGACCGUGUGAUCCCCGUCAUGGACCAGCUCAUCCAGCGCUGGACCACUCACCUGGGAACGCUUUUAGAAGACGUGCUAAAGGAGGGACACUUCACUGAGGAUAAAGAAAAAGCUGAAGAAGUUCUGUCCACACUGAGAAAACUUACUGCUUUCCAUAAUGGUCAACACAUGUCCAAGUGGGGACUGCAUGACCAGGUGUCUAAACUGCUCAUAGCGGAGACCAAGCAUGGAGGACUUCCUGCGGAGGUGGUGGUGGAAGCUAUGCGGUGUGUGGGUCUGUCUAUCCUCUGGAAGCUCCACAGCUUCGGUGAGGUGGCUGCCUCAAGGGAGGCAGUCAUCCGCCAGAGGACCCAGCUCCGAGCCUUCUGUGAGAAAUGUCAUCGCUGCCUCACCCACAUGGAGCAGCAGGUCCGGGAACAGGCCUUUGUGUCCCUGUGUGACGUGCUGGUGGCCCAUAACUACCAGCUGCAGGUGUGGGAGCCGGCCUCAGGCACCCCUCUGCUGCUCUACGCCCCCGACCCCAAGCUGCAGAAGGCCCUGGUCACCUUCAUCCUGGACCACGUCUUCACCGGCGCCGAGACCGACGGCCACAGCACCCGGGUCAGUGGUUUGGACACUGAGUGUGGCAGUACUCGGCUGGAGGACCUGCACAAGCGGCGGAACCUGCUGGCUGCCUACUGUAAGCUGAUCGUGACCAGCGUGCUGGAGAUGAGCCUGGCUGCAGAGAUCUUCAAACAGUACAUGAAGUACUACUCUGACUUUGGGGACAUCAUCAAAGAAACCCUGAACCGGACGCGGCAGAUGGAUAAGAUCGAGAGCGCUCGGACACUGAUGUUGUGUCUGCAGCAGCUUUACCUACGUCUGAAGCAGGAGCAGGAUGGCGGGAGCAUCGGGCGGCGCUCGGAUGUGCAGACCUACAGCAGCAUUAAGGAGCUGGCCCGCCGCUUCUCCCUCACCUUCGGCUGGGACCAGAUCAAGUCCCGCGAGUCUCUGGCCAUGAUCCACAGGGAUGGCAUUGAUUUUGUGUUCCAGGGCUUUGUUCAGCAGGCAGAGAAGCACGCUCCUCCCAACAUCACAUACCUCACCAUCCUCAGCGAGUUCUCCAGCAAGCUCCUCAAGCCAGACAAGAAGACUGUAUACAGCUACCUGCAGAAGUACGCUGGCGAGCACACGGUCAACAACCGGGAGGAGUGCUGGAAGCCGCUCAUCUACUACCGGGCCUCCCUGCAGGCCACGGCCGAGGGGGACGACACCGUCUCCUACAUCAGCUCCGACAGCAACCGGCCGUCACUGUCCAGCCACUCGCGCUGCCCCUCCGUCAGGCACGCGGCCUCAGACGGUGAGAUGAAGACCUCAACCCCACUCGCCUGCAUAGAGACCAAAGGCACCAGGCCCACCCCGAGGCCCCUCAGCAGUCCAAUCGAGAGAAAGGAGGCGGAACAGCGCCCUGUGGUCGGCGAAGAGCCAGUGGACAGCAUCUCGCAGGCCUCUGAAGAGCCGUCAGCGUCCAGAUACGACAACGACGAGGUGGACGUGGACAUAGUUGUAGGAUGAUGGCGGCGCUCACCCUGAUGUGUUCACUGGGAUUUAGUGUGACUGCAUAUCAUAGGCUUGACAAUGGAUUAGGAAUAGGAUUAGGCUUUGGAUAUCUAAUGACUGUAUUAUGAAUUGUACUCUGCAGACAUCGGGACCUCUACUACACCAUCCUGUCACAAAGACAGCAGUUGGUUUCUCUGAGCUGAUUACUGUCUUAAGUGAUUUGUGUCAAAAAGUUCUUAGAACUCACUUUGAGAACAGUCUCUUAGUAAGAUAGUCCCCCCCCACCCACCCACCCACCCACAGGGAACACUGAACACCUUUUACAGAAAAAUGGUUCACUGUAGAACUCUCUGAGCUAUUGAAUUUAAUGCAUAAAAUAUUAAGACUCUUGCCGGGAAACGGUUCUCUGUAGAACACUUAAAAUGUUCAGUCUCUUGCCAAGGUAGAGAUUGUUAGGAGAACCUUUUUUUAUUUUUUACAUUUGUGGGGACUUUUUCUAAGUUUUGACUAUGCUAGUGCCAUGCCUUCCUUUUUUUCAAUUUCCUGCAGCACGUAAAACUAUAUAUUUUUAUCUAAAUAUACAACAAUACAUUUGGGUUCUGAAUGGGUCUACAUGGGUUUACAUCAUCUCUCCAAUACGGUUCUGCUGUAAUACUGUGGACUUAUAUUGACCCCAUACUGACCUGUAAACAUCCCCAUAAAUAGCUAGCUUUAUUUUACUCAUGUUAAGCUUUAAGUACUUGCUGUUAAAUGACCAUUGUUUUGGACACAUUUAGGCAAUUGUGCAAUGUUAUGUAAAUUAUUUUCAUAUCUUUUGCUAAAUGCACUUAACUUUAAUACUUUUAAGUUCUGUUGUGUAUGCAGCAGCUUAAUUUUGUUUGAUGCACAAAUACACAUUUUAGGGUAAAAGAGGUAUUGAAUGCACUCCUGAUGAGGGACAUGUGUAGGACAUUUUGUUAUGUAGCAGACGAGUGAACUGUUGGCUUUGAGGCCGUCCAGUUGUACCCACACACUACAGCUUUAGGGGCCGUUAAGUUUGCAUUCGCGCUCACAUUCACUUGGCUAGAAAGCAAUAUGAAACCGAAAUACUCCCAUUGGCCUUAGUUUAAGGAAAUAGAAAGAGGAAUUAGGAACAAUGAAUUGAGUCAAAUACUGCUGCAUGAGAGCAGUGAGGGCAAAUGCAAACUUAAGUCACGGCUCAGCCACUGGUUUGGUCAGGUGAACUUCUUGGUAAUAUUUUUCUGGGAUAGUCUGCCUAGACAGAUUGAUGGUUUGAUGAAAUUCAAGCUCAAUCUUUCGAAUUUUGUUUGAACAAUUGGUGAACCAUUUAACCACAACCACAACCAUAAAUUGUUGCUAACAGAGCAUUUGCAGAUAAUGUGCUGAUCAUAUGAGCAUCUGUAUAUAUAGUCCAUAAGAAACUAUAAAGUGAAGUGCGACCGAUGUCCAAGUAGGUGUGAGUAGGAGUAUGUCUGAGUAGAAGAGAGGUUUUUGCCUCGUGCUCACCACUGUUCUUUUGCGUAUGGCAGCUCUCCAUGUACAUCUGUGACCAGUGGAUCCGUGUACUCUGUUCAACGUGUACGUCUAUGACCAAUAGAUCCGUGUACUCUCUGUUCAACUUGACGUUUUUUUACUUGUUCACUCUGGUCUGUAAGAAAAUGACUUACAAAAUAAUCUUUCUAAUGCACCUGUCCUGACACUAGGACUAAAAUAAAGCUUAAGAAGCU